Molecule: messenger RNA, 7437 nt
Organism: Neodiprion fabricii
Lineage: Eukaryota; Metazoa; Arthropoda; Insecta; Hymenoptera; Diprionidae
Gene: sm
Product: heterogeneous nuclear ribonucleoprotein L
Exons: 11
Coding region: 218-1657 (479 amino acids)
Biological process (GO): mRNA processing; regulation of RNA splicing
Cellular component (GO): nucleus
Molecular function (GO): mRNA binding
Source: RefSeq, a predicted model, not a curated record
CUCUUGGAUCCGCAGUUUCGGAGUGGCGAGCUCGCGUUCGUCAGUGAUUCGCAAACCGUUGGUGAACGCGUUCAACCCGUCCCGUCGCGCGUCGCGUAUAGAUUAUACAUAUUCGCGUCGAAGCUGUCCCAAAGUCCGCGUCCUGAGUUCCGAACAAUCCGUCGAGAAGUAGAGAAGCUCAGACUCGGCUUAAGGGCAGCUAGUAAACGAUCUGGGAAUGGCUUUCAACGGCGAUGGACCGCACUCGAAGAGGCAACGUCUCGAGGAGUCGGGGCACAGGAAUCACGAGUACGGAGGUUACGGAGAUGAGCCACGAAGAAAGAGGGAGGACAAUAACAAGCCCAACCACGUCCUGCUGUUCACAGUAAUCAACCCCGUCUAUCCAAUUACGGUGGAAGUUCUUCACACAAUAAGCGUACCGAGCGGUCAAGUACAGAGAAUCGUUAUAUUCAAGAAAAAUGGCGUACAAGCGAUGGUGGAGUUUGAUUCUGUCGAGUCAGCAACACGAGCGAAGGACACCCUCCAUGGCGCCGACAUCUACUCAGGUUGCUGCACCCUGAAGAUCGAUUACGCCAAGCCUACCAAACUGAACGUGUACAAGAACGACGCCGAGAGCUGGGACUACACAACACCGACGUUAGGCACCAGCGCCCACAAAAACGACACGGCGGGCAAUGGAAGGCCUGCGCCUCUACUGGCAGAGCCUAGAUAUGGUGCAGCACCGCAGCCAUAUGGUUCCACGCCGCAAGUCGCAUUCCCACCUGGGGCCACCCAUGAUCGUUAUGAAGAGGGUUUCAAUGGCCCUGCAACGUAUCCUGAACCAUACGUAGAACGAUAUGGGCUUAAGAAUGAUUUUGGUGGUCGAGAACCACUUCACCCGACUCCACCUCGUCCAGGAUACGUACCAACACUUGGACAGACGCCGCCAUCCACCACACAAGGCUCCGUCAUGAUGGUUUACGGACUUCAACCUGAUAAAGUGAAUACAGACAAGCUAUUCAACUUGUUCUGUCUUUACGGGAACGUUACAAAGGUGAAAUUUCUGAAAACUAAAGAAGGCUGUGCGAUGAUUCAAAUGGGCGAUAGUAUAGCUGUUGAAAGGUGUCUACAGAAUUUAAACAAUGUUACAAUCGGUGCUGAGGGCAAACUGCAGCUUGGUUUUUCAAAACAGGCAUUUCUCUCCGAUGUCACAAAUCCUUACAGCCUGCCUGACAAAACGGCCAGCUUCAAAGAUUUUACAGGGAGCAAGAAUAACAGAUUCUUAAACCCGGCAAUGGCAAAUAAAAAUAGGAUACAGCCACCAUCGAAAAUAGUUCAUUUCUUCAAUACACCUCCGGAUCUCACUGAGGAGACGGUAAAUCGCGUAUUUAUGGAACGUGGCAUAGAAACGCCAACUACAGUUAAACUGUUCCCACUAAAGUCCGAACGUUCUUCAUCCGGACUUAUCGAAUUCAGCAGUGUUGGAGUAGCGGUAGCAGCAAUCAUGGAGUGCAACCAUACAGCACUUGAAAACAGCAAUGGAAAGUUUCCGUACAUCAUGAAGCUCUGCUUCUCAUCAUCGCGCACCAUACCGACCAACUUUCCACCAAGCAGUAGCGGAGUAGCGAGUAAUUCAUCUGGGAAUGGGCACAUCAAAAUGCAGCAGGAUUCCGAAUAGAACGGAGAAACCCAGGGCCAGCGUCAGCGCCAGCGCCAGCGCCCCUCUAUUGCCCUGCAUCCUAUAUGCGCCGCUCCCAUGCCGGCUCUGCAUCCCGCAACGAUUGCUCUUUCUCCGGUUCCUACCCCUCUGCCACCCGCAUGCCUUCUUAUCGCUGCGCCUGCCCUGUACCCUGCUGUCCCUCCACCUCCUCCUCCCCCGCUUCCGGCAUUUUGGCCAUACUGAAACCAGGUUCAUUAGUUGGUUAACGGGUGGAAAGAAAGUUGGCGGUAGAUUGGGGAAGUGAUGAUCUGCGAUGACAAGACUUUUGGGCGUGUGGAAGAAUUUGAUAUUUAGUCGAUGUUUAAACAAUUGACUUUUGGCAUAACUGUUGUGUGUAACAGUGCAUUGAGAUAAGCAUUAUACCUAGAUGCUUUAGAAUUUAUUCCAAAGGAUUACAUAUCUUAUAUUUAGGACUAUCGGCGGAACCCUUGCUUGUAAUUCGCUGCAUCGAUCCAGGGAAGGUGUAGAAAAUUAGAAUAAUAUUAAUUUAGCCACAUAUCAAACGGGGACGUAACGACGGGAAAUAUUUAUUGAAAUUCAUCUGUCGCAGAUCAAACGAGAGACACGACACUUCCUUCUUUCCGUUCACCUGUAAUGAAAAUUUGGUGAAUAACGUCUUAUACAUGGCAGUGAUGUUGAAAGGAAUUGAUUCUUUGCGCUGGUUUAACCUUAUGUAAGAUAAAACUAAUCUGCUCUUAUGUUACAUAUUGAUAAUCUUCCCAUCAUUCAUGAAGCAAUUUUUCACAUCUCUAAAUGAUAUAACUUCGUAAAUGUGAAAUCACGGUAAUUGUCGAGUAACGGUUAUCAACAACUUAGGGAUCUUUUUUUUUUUUGGGGGGGGGUUUUUCAAUUAAUUUUUGUAAAGUUUGGAACAAAUGGGUGUGGAUUUUCCUAAAGCAACUGUUGCAUGAAAAUACAAUAAACUUUUUCAGUAAAGAAAAAUGUGUUAUUGCAUGAAAUAUCGACAUUUUUCAACUAUAUCUCCAAAUAUUGGAGAAACCUCACCAAGCUUCAAACAAAUCUCAAGUGUCGAGAUGUGAAAGUUUGUCAAUGCCAGUGGAAGAAUUCGUUUGGAAAUAAAAAUCUUUUGCAUGGAUUUUAUAUCAUGGGACCUGAUAAAUAAUAAAACCAAAAGUAUAUAUAUCCGUCUAUGAAGGAGAUUAAUCGGGUUUGUCCGUUAUUAUUAGAUUCCUUUGAUAUAGCUUGGAACCGUUGUAUCAGUGCUCUCUAUGAUGCAAAAAGAUUGGGGAUUAGACGCGUUAGUAAUGAAAACGAAAGUUUUUUUUUUUAAAUUAAACAUUAAACAAGACUGCUGUUUAUAAGAAUGUCAAGUUGACCAGAAUCUCGCCACGACAUUGUUCCUAAGAAACGAAAACAAUCCCUCAGCUGUAGUGUUCAAGUUGCGAGGACUAGACUUGUUGCCGAAAACCUUGAUGCAAAAAAAGUGAGUAACCUGAAUCCCCUCUCAAUCGCACGAUCGGAUUGAAGAGUGUGAAUUGAAAUUCCAUAUAUAUAUCUAUAUCUAUAUAUACUUGUAUAUAAUAGAUUGGCAUACAUAAAUACAUAGGGUGCAACUAUACAUACUAUGUGUAGAUGUGUGCCUUCCGGGAGAAAAAUCAAGGGGACAAAAAAUAAUAAGACAAAUACUGAUGUGAAAAACACAAUGCUGUAGUGUCUCCCAGUAAUAUUUUGACAGACUGUGGGACGUUUUUAUAAAAAAAAAAAAGAAAUACACACACACAAACACAUAAAAUAAUAAUAAUAAUUUAAAAACACAAAAAAAAAAGAAAUUUUUUUAGAAAAGGUGUUUCUAAAACUUCGAAGCGAACCAAAUGACUAUACUGAUAUAAAUAUACAAUCUUGACUCGGCCAUACGUAUCGUAAGGAAAAGGGAUAAUUAUUAUUAUACCCUUUUAACGCGUAAAGAAUAUCCGCAAUUUUGUCCAUUGAUCGUGAGUGAACUAACAAAUGAAGUAUAAUUUAAUUAAGUAAAAAAAAAAGAAAGGAAAUAACAGAAGUUUAUAUUCGAGGCAAUAUUUGUUACAAUACAACUAGAGAGUAAGUUGUACAUCGUUUAGGAUCCGACCCAAUGAAGCUUAAAAGGAUCCCAUAAUGAUUGCUGAAAGCAACAUACUAUAUGACACAUGUGUAAAUUACACAUUCGUAUGUAUACACUAUAUAUACAAUACACUACGUAUUGUAUAUAAAGGACUAUGAAUUCAAUAAGGACACUUCUUUUCUUUUCAUCACACGACGAUGUAUAUUGAUGCGAAAUAUGUGAAAUUAGGUGGAUGUGAGAUUUGUGCGAAAUAGUAGCCUAAUAACGAUUAAUGGUCAUCUAUCGGUGCAUGAUAUUUAAGAAUUGUUUGAAAAUUGUUUCAAUUCCUGUUUACGAAAUAUUAUAUGAUGCAUAAAUGUAUUUUGCUGGUUCACCCCUCCCUUCUUCCCGGUUUAAACUUAAAAAAUAUAUUUUAAUCUUCUCCGGAAGUAACUUUACCCUAUAGUUAUUUGUUUUUUCUGUUUUAAAUUAUCAAUAUUAUUAAUAAUAUUGACCAUUUCACGUCACAUUCUCACGUUAUUAUCGCAUAAGUAGGUUUCCUUUAUUUUAUUGCCUAAUUCGAAGUUUAAGUUUCUAUGAGAAGACUAACAUAUGUCAUUUAUUGUCGUUGAAUAGUCGUAUGUUUUUUUUUUUUUUUUCAUAUAGUGAUCACGUUUUUAAGACAUGUAAGGGUAGUCUAUAAGCGAUUAGAAAGCGUAAGCAUAUCAUAAAAAAAUUUUGUAGAUAUAUAUAUGUAUGUGAUGCGAAAAUAAAAAAUGAAAACUAGGCUUCAAUUCAGGGAUGUGAUAACGGGCGAUUUAACUUGAUGCUUUUUUGUUGGUCCUCCGCUAAAUGAAAUAAAUUUUAAUGAAUUAGGAAAACAGAAAAUGCAAUACCCCACGUUUUCAUCCUACAUUUCUCUGUAUACCGACGUUAUCACUUUCCUAGAGGAUAUCAUGAAUUUCCUAAUUGGAAGUCUAAUUUAAUGUGAUGUACAUUAGGCAUUCGGUUAUAACGAGAUGCUUAUACUAGAAAAAAAAUUUAAUAAAAAAACAAACUAAAACUACACAUAGAACACACACUUUGCAUGCAAGACUGUUGCUUAUUUUCUGAUACUUUACCUGCAAACUUAUAGCUGGGGUAAAGUGAAUUUGUAUUACACGUUACAACGAACACACGACACGCUACUGAGCAGUACUUCUAACUGGAAAUGCAAUGAAGUUGUAAUAAAUUACUGCAAGCGUUUUUGAGUAUAAGAAUGUAAUGUACAUACAUGUAAUUGGUGUUGAUGCAUUUCAAUAACUUUCUUUAAAGACCCCUAAAAUUUUUCAAUAAUAAUUUUUAUGCCAAACUAUUCAAUUAAUUUUGGUAAAUCGUAGAUUUCUACGAUAACAAUCUAUUAAUGAUAAUUUUACUUUGUUACUGAAACGAAGCAUCUAUUAUUUCGUGUAUUCAUCUACUUCUUAAAAUCGCUCAGUAGUUAAAUGUUCCAGGUAGAAUAUAACUCGAGGUUCCGAACAUAACACAAAAGUUACGCAUGUACAUCAAUAACAACAAACUCGAGGUUGUAAGAUAAAAACCUAAUCUGUGUCGAUAAGUAAUUAUAAAAACAAUUUGUUUAACUCUAUUACCAAUACAUAUCCCAUCUAUAUGUAUAUAUUUGCGAACGCAUGAAAAUACAAUUUAUUGAUUAUUAUUAUUAUUAUUAUUAUUAUUAUUAUUAUUAUUAUUGCGAUUAUUAUUAUUGUUUAUAGUUCCAAUUUUCAAAAAAUUGGAAUAUAUAUAUAUAGACAUAUUGAAUGGAUAUUGCGUUUAAGGCAUUAAGUUAAUCUUUGUAGUUAGUUAGAUAGAUCGUAGGUACAUAUCGUUAACAUUAUUAUUAUUACUAUUAAUAUUAUUAUUAAAUAUUAAUUAUUAAUAGUAAGUAUUGUAUAGAAAUGUUACGGCAGAUGCGUUUUGGUUCGUUUUUUUUCUCAAUUCUCAUACUGCUUCUCUCUUUUUUUCAAAAUUUUAAUGUAAUAAUGGAUUACUCAGACGAUUAUAACUUAUGUUACUAUUGUUAUUGUUGUUGACAGAGUGAGAAAAUUUAAAGGAUAACAACAGUAAUGUCUCAAACUUAGCUAUGCAGACUAAUUCAGCGUCUUGAUUGGUGUCUUUUUGUUACUUGAUUAUUGCUGUUGAAGUACAAUAUUUGACAUUGAAAUAUCUUAGGAAAAUUAAUGUAGGGUACAUAUUUACAACAAUAUUUUGAAAAAUUCUGAACUCGACGAUUUUAUUAUUGUCAGUGAUGAACAUAUUCGUACGAAUGGUGGCGGCGGCGUGGACGGCAAUAUUAUAUGUAUGCGUGGGACAAAUAGAUACAUCAAAUGUGUACAUCAAAGAAAACAAGCCAAGACGCAGCAGCCUUUAGCAAUCCCAAGUAUUACCGGUGACAUACCCGUCUGCUCCACAUAUCAGGUCGUAGGUAUUCUAUGCACCAUGACGUGUCAUAUCAAUAUUUAUAUUCCGCUCCCUCUCCUUUCCCUAUAAAAACAUUCGACUUUUAUUUCGCGAAAAACAAGAUGAAAAAUUCUUAUUUAGAAACGACGUACACUGCGAAGUACUAAUCACUCCAUGCCCCAUCCUUUCUCCUCUUAUUCCUCCUCUCUUUAUGGCUCUGGUUUUCACCUGCUCCAUUAAUCAGUUUCUAAAAUCUGGUCCAAAAAAAAAAAUAGGAAACUGUCUACUCUAUGCGCCGUCUUCCCAUUGCUGCAUCAAAAGACAAUUUUAGAUUAUAAAGAAAAAAAAUGAAAAAAAAAUCAUAAGGUUUGUUGACUAUACGUUACAUACUGCAUAUAUACAUAUAUAUGUAAUACUACAUAGGAACGUGCAAAAUUUGUUAAAAAACAAAAAAGAAAAAAGAAAGAAAUGAAAAAUAAUCUUAGUGCUGUGUAUUUGGAGAAUAACACGGAGUAGCAAUGCUGACCAGUGUCGCGAAAACUACCCUUUCGCCCAGACUGAACUGUCAAAUAUUAUUAAAUCGACAGUGUAUAGGCGUAGAAUUAAUCAGCUCGGGGCUCAAAAUAGAAAUACUAUAAUUGAAAAAAAAAAUUGUCGAUUAAAGCAAAGAAAAGCAUAGUUGCAAAAGUCCUGUAAUAUAUCCAAAUAAAGUUAGCUUGUCGCUAGUUUUGAAUCUAGUAUCUGCCAACUUCUUUGUGUACUCUUAAUGCUGCUCGGUUAUUGACUGACGGUCGCAGGCUCUCUAUUUCUUGUACGACAAUACGCUAAUAAUAUUGAUAUUAAUGAAGAACGAUUUAUUUAUUUAAAUCACAAUCUGUGAGACGUAGUAGGUAUAUAUAUAUGUAUGUAUAAAUAAUUGAAACUAGAAACGAAAAGUUGUGUAAUCGAACUCAUUCCUAGUAUUAGCCAUCUGUAUUAAACUACGAGAUCACAACGGAUAAGAAAGUAAGAAAACGAAAAAAAAAAACAAAACAAGAAAAUGAAAAAGAAACAACAAACAAAAAUAAUUGUAUUGAAAUAAUAUACCUAUCUACAUAACCAAUUAUCGCACCGACACAACACUAACACAACUUACAUGAGAUAUGCUAAUAAUAGUAAUAUCUUUAUUACGAAGCAAAAUGAUGAAACAAAAACACAAACAAGCAAAAAAAAACAAUUAUGUAUAUUAUACUAAUAUGUGUCGUAUGCUCUAAUGUUGUUU